AUGCCUGCCGGCAACCCGACACUCGUCCCUCCCUCUUCCGACGUUGAGCUUCGCGCCCUAAGACGCAGGUGCGCUAGCGCGCUCUGGGCGCUUGUUCCGAAGGGGGUGGGAAGGCUGUAUUUUGGCGGUGGCCUGCUGCGAGCUAAUCCCGUUUUGACAAUGAGCAGGGUUAAAACGGAAGGAUCGGCAGAUUCGAAGACAGCUGCGGUGGGCAAGCUGGACAAUAACGGCAAGGACACGGACAGGGGCAAGGGCCGUCCUUCGUUCUCAUUGUCCUCGAAAGAGGACGUCGCCAAGGAAAAAGCAAGCGCCGUCGAAACGGUGCCAAUACAAACAACGCAAGCAAGAGAACAAGAACGGUCAAGAUCUGGAUCCCAGCCCCGGUCCCGGCGGUCCGCUCCCGUUCCGAGGCCGAAGACCGGCGGUCAAGGUUCUGCUGCUGCUAGCGCUGAUCCACCACGGCCGUCGCCGCCGCUGCCGCCAUCCAAGACCUCAAGUGCGAGCGAGGAAGCAAGGACCGGCAUGGCGCCCCAGGAUGACGAAAAUAUGUCUCGCCAAGAUAGAGACCACGACCACGAUGAUGUCCAUAACGAUGAUAAUGAUGACGAGGAAGACGACAACAACAACAAUGACGACGACGAGGAGAUCCUGACGGAAAUUGAGCAGUGCAUUCUCGACGUGUUUUCGGACGCUUACUGCAACAAGCAUCUCGUCUACGGCGUACUGGAGCUUAUCCUGGUUCGACUCUUACCGGAGUUGACCGAGAAAGUGACCCUGGAGCUCUGGAAAGAGCGUAUUUCUGUGUGA
Molecule: messenger RNA, 807 nt
Organism: Thermothelomyces thermophilus ATCC 42464
Lineage: Eukaryota; Fungi; Ascomycota; Sordariomycetes; Sordariales; Chaetomiaceae
Exons: 1
Coding region: 1-807 (268 amino acids)
Source: RefSeq, a predicted model, not a curated record